AUGAAUCCUUUCAGGCCAUCACAGGAUCACGCAGAAGGUUCGGACCAACACGAGCAAGAGAACCGAGGAGGAGAGAAUGUGGGAGGAGGGGAGGAAAUGGGAGGAGAUAAUGUGAGAAGAGAGGACGAUGAUCACGCGGAAGGUUUGGGCCAACACGAGCAAGAGAACCGAGGAGGAGAGAAUGUUGGAGGAAGGGAGGAAAUGGGAGGAGAUAAUGUGAGAAGAGAGGACAGUGUUGGUUCUUCGAGAGGAUCUUACACCCCACGUGAAGAAGAGGUACCUCUCACCAUUACUCUCGGAAGAGAAUCGCAAGUCCUAAAUGUGGAGCCAAUUCUUACAAUCCGUCCAGAGUCGCAGGAACAAGGGGUUCGCAAAUCCGACAGGCUGUGCAACCCGCUGGUUAAAUUUACCCCGCCCACUAUUCCUAGGAGAGGGAAAAAAUGA
Molecule: messenger RNA, 444 nt
Organism: Oldenlandia corymbosa var. corymbosa
Lineage: Eukaryota; Viridiplantae; Streptophyta; Magnoliopsida; Gentianales; Rubiaceae
Source: the annotation of a GenBank genome assembly